Molecule: messenger RNA, 1775 nt
Organism: Austrofundulus limnaeus
Lineage: Eukaryota; Metazoa; Chordata; Actinopteri; Cyprinodontiformes; Rivulidae
Gene: cep43
Product: centrosomal protein 43
Exons: 17
Coding region: 403-1704 (433 amino acids)
Biological process (GO): microtubule anchoring
Cellular component (GO): centrosome
Molecular function (GO): protein binding
Source: RefSeq, a predicted model, not a curated record
AUUUAUUUAUUUAUUUAUUUAUUGCUGAUGAUCAGAUCAGGUGAUCAAACAGACCACAUCACAAUCCGGACCUGGGCCACUCCAGGUCCUCUAUACAUCCUCUAAAAAAGAAUAAACAGGAUACUUUAAUCAAGCUAGAGCUUAUUGCAUAACGUAAUCUUUUAUAUUUUUGUUUCAUUUCAAAGUAUUUUAUAUAAAUUACUUUAACAAACAUCUCAAAGGCAGCUGACAAAGUUGAAAAGUGAAGGUUUCUGUUCAAACCAAAGAUUUAUCCGCUAGGCGGCGCUGUGGCGCCAAGACGUUAAACCGAACCAAUCAUUCCGCAGCAGCAGCAUACGCGGAACUUCCGGUUUGUUUUCGGAUUUGUUUUAUAGCGAUUUUGUUACUGAUGAACAGGUGAUCAUGUCGGCUGCUGAGGACGACACGGAGCUGAGGGAUCUGCUGAUCCAGAACCUGGAGAACAGCGGAGUUCUGAACAAGCUGAAGGCAGAGAUGAGGGCAGCUGUGUUUUUGGCCAUGGAGGACCAGGACAGACUGGAGAACAAAACUCCACUCGUCAAUGAAAAGCUGAAAAAAUGUCUGAACACUAAAGAUGGUCGUCUGGUGGCCAGUCUGAUCGUAGACUUCCUGCAAGUCUUUAACCUGGACUUCAGCCUCGCCGUGUUCCAGCCGGAGAUCAACUUGCUGAGUGGUCUGGACAGCCGGGACCAGGUCAGCAGGGAACUGGGUCUGCCCGACUUGGAGCUGAAUAAAAACACCCCGCUGCUGCUGGAGCUGGUCCGAAGAGGAUGGCGCGGAGACAAACCGAAUGUCCCCUCAGAGCAGGGGGGCAGAACUGGAAUCAUCUUGAAGGUGGGUCAGGACUCGGAGCCCAGUCAAUCUCAGAACCAGGUUCCUGAAGACAAAGCAGGCUCUCCUGCUGUCAGUAAGAUCCCCAGGUACAAAGGCCCGAGGACUCAGACAGGUCUGAAGGAGCCGGAGCGAGGCUUCUCUCCGGAGAAAGACCCUCAGCGUCAAACCUGCUCCUCCUCCUCGGCGCUGAGGAAGGACCUGAAGCUGGACCUGGACCUGGACGAGGAGGAAGACCACGAUGAAGGAGACUCGUUCUUCGACGACCCGCUGCCCAAUCCGCAGAAGACGUACGGCUGUCAGAACCCCGCGCUCAGAGACGAGCCGUCGUCAGAGAGGACACGUGGACCGAAGCACCUUGUCCCUCAGAGGGAAGACAGUCCACCUGGUCCGCUCGUCCCCACAAUAAGACGAGGCAAAAGCCUCAGCGAUCUGUCUGUGCUGGCUGGAGACCCGGACCGAGACGAUCCUGGUUCUGAACCCAGCUCAGAGCUCAGGAAGUUGGAGGCGUCCGGGACCAGAGGGAGUCCGGUGGGGUUCCUGACAGAGGACCGGGGACCAGGAGGAGGGAGCUGGUCUGAGCCGAGCCGCAGCAGAAACGGAGGUGAAGUCCUGAAAGGUCCGAGCGACAGAGCCGGGUCUCUAGCUUUAGACGAUGACGUGGAGUACGACGACGACUUCAACAGUCACCGGUCGGACCUCUCGAACGGCGAGCCGAGCAUCGGCGAGGAGAUCGAGGACGUUUCCAUCGAAGGUCCUGAAAACAGCAACAAGCUGGAUGAAACCACGCAGGACCUGAGCGUCUCUCAGCUCAGUCAGAAUCACGAAGCUGACUACAUGGAGGACGUGCCCUGAAUCUCCCAUCAUGCACCUCUUUAGAUCUGUACAUUUGUAUUGAACCAAUAAACGGACUUGUUUUACGUUGA